AUGUCAGUGAAUGUUCCCACCAAUUCAAGGCAGAAGGAGAAGGAUAUCAAUCAGAAGCUCCAAUUUUUUGGUAUCUACCAUGCCUUCAAGAACAGCAAGCUCCCUUCAAACAAGCAAUGCGAUAUAGCUCUGAACUCCGCCUUGAACUCCAAGGCCCUCACAUCUCCAUCUAAGGAACUCUCAUCCGACGGAAAGACCCUUGUGGCAGAUCUGCGGAAUGUCAUUGACGCAGCUAAGAAGAUGCUUUUGGUCAAGAAUGAGGGUGAACUCCUGCAAGACUUUGUGUGGCAAGCCCAGAAGGUGUCAGCUGGUAACACCAAUUCUCAGCGCCCUGCUGGGCUCCCCGUUGACAAGGAGGCCGGUCAGCAAGAUGCUAGCAAGGCUAUUGAUGGCCUGAAGACUCUGGGCACACUCAUGAUCACCAAUGGAGAGUUUAGAAAACUACUGAGCGAUGCCAUGACCCUAGGCAGGGAUAUUGCUGCCGAUGCUUCUCAAAAAGCUGCCAGUCAGCUCCGCCCCUCAGAGGAGGAGCUUUCUCAAAUUGACCAAGCUGAAGAGGAAAAUGUGUGGUACGAGAAGCCCAGUCUCUCCAAGGAUGACCUGAAGUCCAAAUCCAAGAAGAAAAAGGCUGAGAAGGGAAGCGCUGCUUCCGCUUCCGCAGCGGUUGCCGAAGAAGAGACUGGCAAAUCACCGCAGGAUACGAGGAAGGAAUAUUCCGACAAGACGAAGAACUACUUGUCUGAGAAGAUUCCCAAGGAGCGUCGCGAGCAGACUAUCUGGCGCCUGAAGAAGAUGAUCAUUGAGAUCCAGGGUCAUGCUGACUACCAGCAAGCCAUUGAAACCUUGUUGAGUUUGGCCGAGCAAUACGCCGGACAUGCCAAGGACGUCUCCAACCAGGGCGGCAGCUCAGCCCGUGACGUUCUGAAGACCGACAAUGUCCUGGCUGUUCAGUACAACCUGCGAACUCUUAUCGAACGCUUUGCCAACCACACCUCUCUGGACGGCUUCUUCGAGUCGCUAAACACCGUUUACCGCGAUGCUGAGAAGGAUCCCGAACUCCGAAACUGGUUCACAAACGUCGACAACUUGAUUCGCAAAUCUCUGCGCGAGCAGGGUUUCAUUAUGGAAGACGAAUGCAACCGCCAGUGGAACGAGAUUUACGACAAGGGCCGUUACCUCCUGCGCGAGCGUUAUCGCGGUCACUCCGAUCGUAUUGUCGACGAGGUCAAGUUCCUGGCCGACCAAUUCGAGCAGGACCCUCAAAACCAGGCCCUUGCUGAGUCGAUCCAGAAGCUGUUCAAGGAUCUGGGCCACGACGCCAGCGGCAAGCCCACCUUCAAACCGGAUCUUCUUCGGGAUCUCCGCGAUGUCAUCAUUCCCGGCAUUUUCGAGAAUGUCCGCUACGUUCCAAUCCCCCGUAUUGAGGUUUCGGAUCCCAUAGUGGAUGUUGUGGUGGAGAACCUCUGCCUUGAGGGUGACAACCUGAUGCCCAACGUUGUGGAGUUCGGCAGCGACAACUACUUCCGCUGGGGCCGUAAGAAGAUUAAUAACAAGCGUGAUAACAAAAUCAUGAUUUCCAUGUCUGGCAUCCAGAUGGAUCUGCGCGACGUCAGCUACUAUAUCAACAAGAAGGAGGGCUUCCCGGCUAUCACCGACCGUGGUGUUAUGGAUAUCUUCCUUGGUGGUGAAGGCCUCAGCAUCAGGAUCGCUGCUUCCACUGCCCAGAAGAACGACAAUGAGCACUUCUUCAAGCUGGACAAGGUGAAUGUGGGCAUCAAGAACAUGGACAUUAAGCUGAAGAAAUCCAGCCACAAGCUGCUCUUCAACACUUUCAAGCCCAUGCUGUUCCGCGUGGUCAGACCUGCUCUGCAGAAGGUGGUCGAGGGCCAGAUCCGUGAGGCUUUCAGAAGGGGCGACCUCUUCGCCAAAGAUAUUCAUACCGAGGCCACGCGUGCCCAGAAAGCUGCCCGUGAAGAUCCCGCGAACGCCCCAUCAAUCUUCUCUCGCUACGCCGAUGCCGUUCGAGCUCGUACCCAAGCCAAGGCCAAGCAGGUCGAGGGCGCUGCCAAGCGUGACACUAAGGUCCAGACUCUGAUGACCCUCCACGGUUCCAUCUUCCCUGACGUCGAGCUUCCCGGAGCUGUCUCCACCAAGGCCACUGAGUACGCCGACCUGGCUGCCAAGGGUGAGCGCUGGGAGUCCCCCAUCUUCAGCAUCGGCAGCGCAUCCGAGUCCACCGGCAUCCCGUCUGGCGGCCCCAUCAUCAAAAAGUCUGCUGCCAGCACCCACGGUGCAGGUGCCGCCGGAGUUGUUUCCGCCGCAAGUGUCUCUGGCGCCACCGCAGCCGCCGCUUCCAAUACUGCGAACGGCACCAACGGAAAUAAGGCCUCUGAAUACCAGUCCCGUGGCUUUUCCGAUGAGGUUGAUCAAGCUUUCGUCAAUCACAAGUCCCAGAACUUGGGUGAAGCUGCUAAGCAUCGUGUCAGCGGUGCCAAUGACGCUGACGGCGUUACUAACGUUGCUAACGGAACUGCCAUCAACAAUAUCGGAACCACUGUCUAA
Messenger RNA from Penicillium digitatum Pd1, 2562 nucleotides. RefSeq lists its product as uncharacterized. The record is from RefSeq and is a predicted model, not a curated record. Gene Ontology annotation, molecular function: lipid binding. NCBI's taxonomy places the organism in Eukaryota, Fungi, Ascomycota, Eurotiomycetes, Eurotiales, Aspergillaceae.